ACUCAUUUCACUUAUGAUGAUGUUGUUGGAUCACUAACAGAUGAAGAACGUGAUGAUAUUAAUAAGACUCAAUUAUUAGAAAUGAAUACAAAUGAAAGUUCGGAUUCUUCUUGCGGUACAUGGCAAGUCAUGAUUUCAUUAAAUCCAUCAUCUAAUAUUAGUGAACUUGAGACAAGUGAGAUCAAUGUUAUUGAUUUCGAUGCAAAAAAUUUAGAUCAACAAUUCAUGCUUUCUAAUUGGACAACAAAAUAUCCAAGUACUUUUAUAAAGUUUUAUUCAAAUCGUGGAAUGAAUAUAAGAUCUUUUGAUUCAAAAUAUUAUUCACAAUCAUUAAAAGAUAUAGGUUUAAGGCCACAUACAAUAUUUGGUUGUGUUGUUGAUUAUUUAUUCCGACCUGCACCUUCUGCUCUAUCAUUUAUAACUCAUACAAAAAUUGAACAUUUUGUUGUUUCCGAAUUACCCGCCAAUUCAAAUCUCGAUAAUCUUCAUAAUCCUGAUAAUGUAAUCAAUGCUAUGAUUGAAAGUUGGAUUUUUAGUAAAACUGAUUAUAGAGUAGAUAAUUUCAUCAGGAAUUAUGGUAAAUUGUCAGCUUUUCAUUCAAAACAACUUCACACCACAAUUUCCAUUUGCAAUUAG
Molecule: messenger RNA, 636 nt
Organism: Rhizophagus irregularis DAOM 181602=DAOM 197198
Lineage: Eukaryota; Fungi; Glomeromycota; Glomeromycetes; Glomerales; Glomeraceae
Source: RefSeq, a predicted model, not a curated record